GAAGAAGAAGCCUCAAACUAUGUCGCUUGUGUGUUGGUAUUGAUCUUGUCACGUGUUAAAACGCAAACCGGUCAGUUUUCUAGGGUUGAACCGGUUUAAAGUCAAUCCGGAGUGGAGUCAGUUCACCAUAAAACCACCGCAGCAGCAAAGAAGAGGAAGAAGAAGAACACGAAGAAGAAAAAGUGUCAGUGCUCCGGAAGUGAUCAGAGAGUCUGUAAGCUAACAGUAACAUCGGAUGAACAGGGAUCCACUGGAGACAAGCUGAAGAGCUACAUGUGGCCCAGGAGCCACCAGUUGAACAUCUUUGGAUUAAACUUUAAUCAGACAUUUAAAACAGUGUCAAUAUGAGCAGUCGAGCAGAGAAACAGGUUGAGCAAGAGGAGGAAGACUUCUACGACUGCCACGAGACUUUGGAGCGUCCAGAUCAAAAAGAGGAGGACAAGCAGGGAGACAGGCUGCAGAGCGACAGGGAGGAGGAGCAGGUAGACAGACUACACAAAGUGGAGGAGAGCGACAGGCUGCAGGAGGAGAAGACUGACAGGCUGCAAGAGGAGGAGAGCGACAGGCUGCAAGAGGAGGAGAAGACUGACAGGCUGCAGGAGGAGAAGACUGACAGGCUGCAAGAGGAGGAGAGCGACAGGCUGCAGGAGGAGAACGUCGGGCUGCAUGGCGACAGGCAGCAGGAACAGGAGGGCAAUGGGCCACUUGACGACUCAGACUCAGAACUUAAAGCAGAGUCUGCAGCAGAGGUGGAGUUUGAUGAGGAAUAUCUGAUGGAGAUGGAGAAGGAACUAACAGAGGAGGAGAAGGAGAGUCGACGGCAGGAAAGUUUGACUCUGAAAGAGAAAGGGAACAGUCAGUUUAAGUCUGGAGAAUGGUCAGAUGCGGCGCUCAGCUACACUGAGGCACUGGGUUUAUGUCCACUGUGUUUCAGCAAAGAGCGAUCUGUAUUGUUCUCCAAUAGAGCCGCUGCCCGACUCCACCUGGAUAUGAAGGAGAAGGCCAUUUCAGACUGUUCCAAAGCUAUAGAGUUGAAUCCAGACUAUGUGCGGGCGUUGCUGAGGAGAGCGGAGCUUUAUGAGCAGACAGAGAAGCUGGAUGAGGCUCUGGAGGACUACCAAAAAGUUCUGGAACAUGACCCAAACCACACUGGAGCCAGACAGGCCUGCAUGAGGUUACCUCAGCAGAUCCACGAGAGAAAUGAGAAGCUGAAGGAGGAAAUGAUGAGUAAACUGAAGGACCUGGGGAACAUGUUCCUUCGACCUUUCGGACUCUCCACCUCAAACUUCCAGGUGAAUCAAGACGCCAACACCGGCUCCUACUCCAUCAACUUUGUCCAGAACUCUGGCAAGAGAUGACCUCACUGGUGACAUGUUUCCUGACAGGGUGGGCAUGACUUUAAUGUAACGUAAAGCCUCGCCUCCUGUGUGUAAGGGGUGAGGCCAGGCUUGUUACUAUGGAAACAGAAGUUCAGGUGACUGGAUCAAUAACUGAUCAGUUUGAGUGAUCUGAUAAUGUUAAUAAAAUUUAUGAUUUAUGUCAUGUUUUCUGACAUGUGGAUGUAUUAAUGACCUCUGACCUCUGAGACGCCAAUAAAGAAAUGUGAUCUUCCCUUGUCCUUAUGACUGUGAUUAUCAACAUGUUAACAUCAGGCUAAAACAAAGCUUUUUUUGAUUCAACAAUUGACAAAUCUAAAGGCUGACUAACAAGACUAGACAGGGAAAGUCAGUUGGUAUAACUUUAUGCAAUUCACAUGUAAGUGUCAAUAAUGCAUAUCCUAUACAAGUGUCUGAUAGUGACAGUCUGAUCACUACAGAUCACAGAGCAACACAUUCUCUCAUUCCUGACUUGUCAGUUUGUUGAGUAGUGACACCUUGCUGUCAAUCUUUAAUGCACUGGAUAAUUACUCUUAUAGUGUCAUUUUACAUUAGGUGUAAUACAAUAGUAGCUGCAUGAUUUCCUUCCAGUAAGGUGACAUUCAGAGUUCCACCUCCCUCUGCCCACUUCCUUGAGAGAAAUGUUUUCAUCUUUAAAACUCUUAAAUAUCUGUCUCUUCUGUCUGAGGUAAAAACUUAAAACAUGAUAUUCACCUUAUUGUCUAAAACUCAUAAUGAAAAAUGUUAUAUGUUUACCUUUGUCUUGGUAACUAAGACUGAUUUGCAGAUGCUGCUUGUAGGUAGAGGCCAUGAACUUUUUCUUACACCAGUAGCUUAGCCAACACGAAACUAUUUGUAUUCAGACACAAAGGAAAUAUGUCGGUACGCUACAAAAAAUUUACACCCAUGUGGCUUCUCAGAAAUAGUAUUGUGCAUCCUCCUAUCUGACCAGCAACCAUGUUGUAUAAAACCUUUGUGUGACCUUUUUUUCGACGAGCUAUUCUGUUCAGACUGCUGUGUGUACUCUGUCAGAGUUGCUCCUUCUGCAGAAUAAGACAACACAAAGACAAGUCAACUCCGAUCAGUCAAUUUCUCUUCUCAUCCUAUAUAAAGGAAAAUUCCAUAACAAACUCUAAUGUACAUGUUUGUCUGUUUAGACUCAGUAGCUGCAGUCUUUUGAUUUCCACUGUCACUGAAGGAAGAAAACAUUCAUCUGCUUUGAGUGGUUUUGACAUUAAAAGUGAUGCAGUGU
Messenger RNA from Sphaeramia orbicularis (orbiculate cardinalfish), 2628 nucleotides. It is a transcript of the gene ttc1, whose product is annotated as tetratricopeptide repeat domain 1. NCBI's taxonomy places the organism in Eukaryota, Metazoa, Chordata, Actinopteri, Kurtiformes, Apogonidae. The transcript has 9 exons. The record is from RefSeq and is a predicted model, not a curated record. Gene Ontology annotation, molecular function: protein binding. The coding region runs from base 345 to 1358 and encodes 337 amino acids.